AUGUCAUCAGUCAGUGAUCCUCUGGUAUCCAGUGGUUUCCGGUCUGAUCAGUGUCCAACAUUGUCCCGUACUUCCCCGGCCUUGUCAAUGUCAUCAGUCAGUGAUCCUCUGGUAUCCAGUGGUUUUCGGUCUGGCCAGUGUCAAAUAUUGUCCCGUACUUCCCCGGCCUUGUCAUUGUCAUCAGUCAGUGAUCCUCUGGUAUCCAGUGGUUUCCGGUCUGAUCAGUGUCAAACAUUGUCCCGUACUUCCCCGGCCUUGUCAAUGUCAUCAGUCAGUGAUCCUCUGGUAUCCAACGGUUUCCUGUCUAGCCAGUGUCAAACAUUGUCCCGUACUUCCCCGGCCUUAUCAAUGUCAUCAGUCAGUGAUCCUCUGGUAUCCAGUGGUUUCCGGCCUGGCCAGUGUCAAACAUUUUCCCGUACUUCCCCGGCCUUGUCAAUGUCAUCAGUCAGUGAUCCUCUGGUAUCCAGUGGUUUCCGAUCUGAUCAGUGUCAAACAUUGUCCCGUACUUCCCCGGCCUUGUCAAUGUCAUCAGUCAGUGAUCCUCUGGUAUCCAACGGGUUCCGGCCUGGCCAGUGUCAAACAUUGUUCCGUACUUCCCCGGCCUUGUCAAUGUCAUCAGUCAGUGAUCCUCUGGUAUCCAGUGGUUUCCGGUCUGAUCAGUGUCAAACAUUGUCCCGUACUUCCCCGGCCUUGUCAAUGUCAUCAGUCAGUGAUCCUCUGGUAUCCAGUGGUUUCCGGUCUGGCCAGUGUCAAACAUUGUCCCGUACUUCCCCGGCCUUGUCAUUGUCAUCAGUCAGUGAUCCUCUGGUAUCCAGUGGUUUCCGGCCUGGCCAGUGUCAAACGUUUUCCCGUACUUCCCCGGCCUUGUCAAUGUCAUCAGUCAGUGAUCCUCUGGUAUCCAGUGGUUUAUGGUCUGAUCAGUGUCAAACAUUGUCCCGUACUUCCCCGGCCUUGUCAAUGUCAUCAGUCAGUGAUCCUCUGGUAUCCAGUGGUUUCCGGUCUGAUCAGUGUCAAACAUUGUCCCGUACUUCCCCGGCCUUGUCAAUGUCAUCAGUCAGUGAUCCUCUGGUAUCCAGUGGUUUCCGGCCUGGCCAGUGUCAAACAUUGUCCCGUACUUCCCCGGCCUUGUCCAUGUCAUCAGUCAGUGAUCCUCUGGUAUCCAGUGGUUUCCGGCCUGGCCAGUGUCAAACAUUGUCCCGUACUUCCCCGGCCUUGUCCAUGUCAUCAGUCAGUGAUCCUCUGGUAUCCAGUGGUUUCCGGUCUGAUCAGUGUCAAACAUUGUCCCGUACUUCCCCGGCCUUGUCAAUGUCAUCAGUCAGUGAUCCUCUGGUAUCCAGCGGUUUCCGGCCUGGCCAGUGUCAAACAUUGUCCCGUACUUCCCCGGCCUUGUCAAUGUCAUCAGUCAGUGAUCCUCUGGUAUCCAGUGGUUUCCGGUCUGAUCAGUGUCAAACAUUGUCCCGUAUUUCCCCGGCCUUGUCAAUGUCAUCAGUCAGUAAUCCUCUGGUAUCCAACGGUUUCCGGCCUGGCCAGUGUCAGCCAAUUCCCUCUUAUCCACUGACUUACAUGAAUCAGGCGUUAAAUAUCUUCAAAUGA
This is a messenger RNA of Ylistrum balloti, 1593 nucleotides long. RefSeq lists its product as uncharacterized. Lineage: Eukaryota; Metazoa; Mollusca; Bivalvia; Pectinida; Pectinidae. The coding region runs from base 1 to 1593 and encodes 530 amino acids. The record is from RefSeq and is a predicted model, not a curated record. The transcript has a single exon.